Perognathus longimembris pacificus (Pacific pocket mouse) is the source of this 2439-nucleotide messenger RNA. RefSeq names its product F-box protein 31 (gene Fbxo31). Bases 1 to 1632 code for a protein of 543 amino acids. Gene Ontology annotation, molecular function: protein binding. The record is from RefSeq and is a predicted model, not a curated record. The transcript is spliced from 9 exons. NCBI's taxonomy places the organism in Eukaryota, Metazoa, Chordata, Mammalia, Rodentia, Heteromyidae.
AUGGCGGUGUGCGCUCGGCUCUGCGGCGUGGGCCCGGCGCGCGGGUGUCGGCGGCGGCAGCAGCGCCGGGGCCCCGCGGAGGCGGCCGUCGCCGACAGCGAGCCGGACACGGACCCCGAGGAGGAGCGCAUCGAGGCGGGCGCGGCCUCGGCCGGGCCGGGGGCCGGCCCCGGCGCGGGCGCGGACACGGACCCCGACGCGGACCCCGGGGCGGAGCGCGUCGAGGCGGGCGCGGCCUCGGCCGGGCCGGGGGUCGGCCCCGCCGCGCCGCCCGCGCGCUGCUCGCUGCUGGAGCUGCCCCCGGAGCUGCUGGUGGAGAUCUUCGCCUCGCUGCCCGGCACCGACCUGCCCAGCCUGGCCCAGGUCUGCACCAAGUUCCGCCGCAUCCUGCACACCGACACCAUCUGGAGACGGCGCUGCCGGGAGGAGUACGGCGCCUGUGAGAGCCCGCGGAGGCUGGAGAGCGCGGGCGUGUCCUGUCGCGACGUCUACACCCAGCUGCUUCACCGGUACAGACACAUCCUGGGGCUGUGGCAGCCGGACAUCGGGCCGUACGGAGGACUGCUGAACGUGGUGGUGGACGGCCUGUUCAUCAUCGGCUGGAUGUACCUGCCGCCACACGACCCUCACGUGGACGACCCCAUGAGGUUCAAGCCUCUGUUCAGAAUCCAUCUGAUGGAGAGGAGGUCCGCCACCGUGGAGUGUAUGUACGGCCACAAAGGGCCUCACAACGGCCAUGUCCAGAUCGGGAAGAAGGACGAGUUCUCCACCAAGUGCAACCAGACGGACCACCACAGGAUGUCGGGCGGGAGGCAGGAGGAAUUCCGGACGUGGCUCAAGGAGGAGUGGGGCCGCACGCUGGAGGACAUUUUCCACGAGCACAUGCAGGAGCUCAUCCUGAUGAAGUUCAUCUACACCAGUCAGUACGACAACUGCCUCACCUACCGCCGGAUCUACCUCCCGCCCAGCCACCCCGACGACCUCAUCAAGCCCGGCCUCUUCAAGGGCACGUACGGCAGCCACGGCCUGGAGCUGGUGAUGGUCAGCUUCCACGGCCAGUACGCCAGGGGCACCAAGAUCACCGGUGACCCCAACAUCCCUGCGGGGCAGCAGACAGUGGAGAUUGACCUGAGGCACCGCAUCCAGCUGCCCGACGCUGAGAACCUGUGCAACUUCAAUGAGCUCUCACGCAUCGUGCUGGAGGUCCACGAGCAGGUGCGGCGGGAGCAGCAGCAAGAGGCUGGUGACAGCCCCGCCCCGCCUCGGGAACAGCCGGCCACCAGGGGACCUGGCGGGGCAGCUGCCCAGGACGGAGCGGCCUCAGCCCCGGCCGGCCAGGGACAGCCUUUUGUGCUGCCUGUGGGCGUGAGCUCGAGGAAUGAGAAAUACCCGCGCACCUGCAGGAUGUGUUUCUACGGCACGGGCCUCAUCGCUGGCCACGGCUUCACCAGCCCCGAGCGCACACCCGGUGUCUUUGUCCUGUUCGACGAGAACCGCUUCGGCUUCCUCUGGCUGGAGCUGAAGUCCUUCAGCCUGUACAGCCGUGUCCAGGCCACGUUCCGGAACGCAGACGCGCCGUCCCCGCAGGCCUUCGAGGAGAUGCUCAAGAACAUCCAGUCCCUCAGCUCCUGACCACCGCGCCGCCCGGGCUGUGUGGCCAGGGCUCGGCAGGCACGCGGGAUGGGGCCUGGGGCCUGCUCCCGGGCGUGCGCCUGCUCACCAGGGGCCGGGUUAUGCGUAGCGGGUAACAUAUUCUUGUACACUCAUGGUAGCCGUGAAGGGGAAUGCUGAGCAUGUCAACAGCAGCAAGGCAAACAAAGCACCCACACAAGCACCCAUGCGAGAGUCAGGACACACGGGAGCCAGAGGAGGCCGUGCGGCGGGGCAGGGGAGUUCACGCGUGAGCUGUGGCGUCUCCUGAGGCGGCGGGAGGUCGACGGCCCCCGGCCAGUCGCCCCGGCCCGAGCGGACGAGAUGCUGCGGCUUCGUAGGUGGAACUUCCCGCGGCCCACUCCUGCUGGAGGCCGGGAGAGGACGCCGUCACCAGUGGGGCGGGGCAGAUGGGGCCCGCGGCGUGAGAAGGGCCUCGGCGGUUGGAGUCGCUGGUGUGCAGGACCCUGGACUGGGUUCCUGCUUCUCUGCUGCUCGCUUGCUGGGUUUGGGGCACGGGCCCCGCCCUCGCCAGUGCAGUGGGGGGGGGCGCGGUCACGCGGCAGUGUCCUCGCACGCGCAGGCCUCUGCCCGUGGCGCGCGGCACCGGCCCUGCUGCUUGCUAGCCCCUGAAGCUGGGUUUUGGUGGCCUAUCAGCUUUUCUUUUAUGGUUAAAUAUGGUUUUUUAAAAACUACUGAAUGUUUAAUGUGUUUUUCGACUCGGUUAUCUUUUUUGGGGGAUUGACAAAAUGUAAAGAUGUUGUACAGAGUGGUUACAGUUACAUAAGG